Messenger RNA from Anisakis simplex (herring worm), 399 nucleotides. Lineage: Eukaryota; Metazoa; Nematoda; Chromadorea; Rhabditida; Anisakidae. The record is from the annotation of a GenBank genome assembly.
UACGAGCGUAUCGUCGAGAAUCGCGACCGCACGCAACGCAACCGCAUCAAACAGCUCGAGAACCAGCUGCAAGCCAUCAAAGACCAACUCGUCAACGAACGUCGUCGCAGAAAGGAUGCCACCGACAGAAUGCUCAUCAACGACAUCACUAAACUCUCCAAUAAGAGUUUCUACGGGGGCACUGCCUCUGCCAUACCCUCUGCGGGUGGCAUGAGUCUCGGUGCGGGGGCGGGUGUGGGACCGUCGCUGUAUCCACACUCGGAUUAUGAUUAUAUAGCGAGCCGUGGUUCAUACUCUUCGUAUGGAAUGUCACCACGUAUGGACUUCUCGUCACUCGGCACCGAAUUCUACAGAGCCCCAACGUCAAGCAUCGCGUUCAAGGAACCGGGUAUCGCUUAA